AUGCAGUAUUUUGGUGGGAUUAUCUUUAAAUUUGGAAGUGUUGUGUGGAAGUUUGUUAGGAUUUAUUUAUCUAAUUUCCACAUUUAUCUUCCACAGUAUGAGUGGGAUCACUCAGUUCACAAAAGGAAGAGACUCCCCCCGGUGAAAAGGUCUCUGGUGUACUACCUGAAAGGUAGAGAGGUCAGGAUGCAGAAUGAGUCCAGCUAUUACCGCCUGUUGCACGGAUACGCAGCCCAGCAGCUUCCCAGCAUCCUGAAAGAGAGAGAAUUUCGACUCGGCACCCUUAAUAAAGUGUUUGCCUCCCAGUGGCUGAACCACCGACAAGUGGUGUGUGGGACGAAAUGCAACACAUUAUUUGUAGUAGAUGUCCAAACUGGCCAAAUUACCAAGAUUCCGAUUCUGAAAGAUCGUGAACCUGGAAUGGUGAACCAGCAGGGAUGUGGUAUUCAUGCCAUUGAGCUCAACCCAUCGAGGACCCUUCUGGCCACAGGUGGAGACAACCCCAACAGUCUUGCAAUUUAUCGUCUGCCUACACUCGAUCCUGUCUGUGUGGGAGAUGAUGGACAUAAGGACUGGAUAUUUUCAAUUGCAUGGAUCAGUGAUACUAUGGCUGUUUCUGGCUCCCGGGAUGGUUCAAUGGGUCUCUGGGAAGUCACAGAGGAUGUGUUGUCCAGAAGUGAUGCCAGGCAUAAUCUCUCUCAAGUUCCUGUCUAUGCCCACAUAACACACAGGGCUCUGAAGGAUAUCCCCAAGGAGAACACCAAUCCUGACAACUGCAAAGUCCGAGCAUUGGCUUUCAACAAUAAGAACAAGGAACUGGGAGCUGUGUCCCUAGAUGGGUAUUUUCAUCUUUGGAAAGCAGAGCACACACUAUCAAAGUUACUUUCCACAAAGUUGCCAUACUGCAGGGAGAACGUGUGUUUGGCUUAUGGUCAGGAGUGGUCAGUGUAUGCAGUAGGAUCACAGGCACAUGUCUCCUUUCUGGAUCCCAGGCAGCCUUCUCACAACGUUAAAUCCGUCUGCUCUAAGGAACGAGGCAGUGGUAUUCGAUCCGUGAGCUUCUACGAGCACAUCAUCACAGUGGGGACAGGGCAAGGUUCCUUACUGUUUUAUGAUAUCAGAGCCCAGAGGUUCCUGGAUGAAAAGCCCCCACGUGCCUGCCAUGGACAGAAGCAGAAACUAGGAGGAAGUGAAAUUCUGAAGCUGACUACUGGGAAAGGCUGGCUGUAUCAUGAUGAAACCUGGAGGAAUUAUUUUUCUGACAUAAAUUUCUUCCCAAAUGCUGUUUACACGCACUGCUACGACUCUUCUGGGACGAAACUGUUUGUGGCAGGAGGCCCUCUUCCAUCAGGACUUCAUGGGAAUUAUGCUGGUCUCUGGAGCUAAUGAUAACUCUUUAUAAAUGCUGAUCUUUACACAGAUUUCCAUUUUAUUUUCCUUUUUUUAACAACAAAAUUGUGUGAUGCCAUUGAUUUCUGAUUUUAAAUACAAAUUAUUUUUCGGCAGAGUUUUCUGUUGGUCUCCAACAGUUUUGUACAUCUUUUUGAACAGUUUUUUGCUUUAACCUCCUUGAUCCUUUGUAUGAAGGGUUUUUGAAGUCCCUUUUUAUUGUAUUUACCCGAAAUGACUCUUCCCCCCACAUUUAGGCUAUCUUGGCCAUGUGCCCCCUCCCCUACUUUGCUGUGAGGUAGGAUUCCUUUCUUAUAGAGUGGUUGCUCCUGGACUUUCUGUGAAAAUCUUGGGGCUGCGUGUGUGCAGGUACUUUGUGUCAGUUACAUUACCUGGAGUGAAGACUACUUGUAAUUAAAAAAUAUUAAAAUAUUUAUAAGAGAUAAGCUACUACUUUUAUCUGCAGAGCCCUGGCCCUGGCCUGGGUUGAUCUUAUUUUUUAAAAGUACAAGUCUAAUGACACUGUUUAUAUGUAGAGGAAUAUGAUAAUUUUAAGCUGUACUCAUUGAAGCCCUGGGAUGGAUUCCCUAGUGGUAUUGCCCAUUAAUCCCAGACUGCAGAAGUGCAGGGGUUCUCAAAAGUGCAUUUGUAUUUGAAUUGUGGUUUUCAGCAGUCCCAGGAAUAAAAAUUGAUCUUCUGUUUCUUUUCUGCCUGUCCCAGGUAUCAGCUUGCCCAACAGGAGUUUGCAUAGUCAGUUCUGCAACAUGGUUGUUGCAGAGUGACAUUACAUUAAGGUCCUGCAGAGGUGCUGAGAGGAAAGGGGGGUUAGGGACGUGAAUGUUCUUGUCAUUUCAAAUGAACUAAAUCUAUCCAUUUUCCCGAUGAGCCAAGGUUACCGAGUAUGCUACUGUGGUAGCUCAUGGGUGCUUCAUAAACUGCCUAAAACCCAGGACCUUUUUUGUCCCAGGUUGUGGAAACUUCCCAUUUUUAGCUGUUCUGGUUGGCCAUCUCCUCUAAUAAACCACUGGAAUAAAUAAACGCUUCUUUUUCUCUGAGGUUAAAGGGUCAUCUCUGACUUAACUAACACAAGCUGGAAGCUUUCCUUGUAGCAAGAUAACCUUGCUGUUAGCUCACAUUGCGCUAGCAUCUGCUGUCAUCCUGCUUGCUAUGGGAGAGUCUCAGUCUUCCCCCCUAUGCCCUGGUGCCUUCUGCAAUCAAACUCCCUUGAACUUCAUGGGGGACUGGAUGGGAAGAAAAGGUCUGGUGCCCUUCAGGUCCAACUGUGAAAUGUGUGCAUUCCAGGGUGACGGGUCUUACCUAAUACUCAGCUAAAACGCUGGAGGACUCCAGGGUGCUCCUCCUAGCCUUUUGGCAGGCCCCAGACUCUUCAGGUUGUUACAGACACCUCUGAGCUCUGCUGGGAUGAAUGCCUUUUCUCUUCCCGGGUCACCGGUGGAGCAAAGUGUGCCUGGACCUCACUGCUUUGGUGCCAAAUGGGCAGUUGACUGAAGCUGAGAAGACAGACAAGGCUGGGAUAUGCUUUGUUCUGUCUCUGCUGGAGAUCACAGCCACACUGCAGAGUAGUUCUAGUCCCUUACACAGUUCCUGCCAGACUGCCUAAAGCUAGUCUGCAUGUGUCCCUGUGGUGCUUCUCAUCUCUGUACUCAGUAUCUUCAUCAGUAACGCCAAGCAGUGAGCCUCAGGCUUAAUUUCCAGUUGGUAGUGGAGACUUGGAUGGAAAUCCUGCAGGGAAUGCAGUUCCCUCCCAUCCGGGUGGAAGUCUUGGCAAGAGAAGAGCUCUCCCAGAUGUGCACCUGUCCCAGAAGUAUAAUUUACUCACACUGAUCAGACAGAGGUGAUUCACAAACAGAUCUUAUGUUUUGUAAUUCUACUUCCCUUAUGGGCUGGUUGCUUAAACUGAAUCAGUUAGUGGCACUGCAUGUGUGGCUAUUCAGGCCCUUUUCUGAAAGGGGAAAUUUCUAUACCAUGGAGUAGCUAAAGAACUCUCAAAUUUUUAUUAUAGAUGUUAUAAUGGUGUCUGUGGUCUUCUGUGAUGGCAACAUGUUGCUUUGGUUAUUUUAGGGGGUUUGAACAGUGGAAGUAUACAGAGGAAAACAACUCUUGUUGAAGUGAUCACUGUCACAGGGAGCAUGUUCUGCUUAGUUAUUUUACUUGGUUUAAAGUGCUGCUUUUUUUAAAAAAAAAAAAAAAAAAGAAAGAAACUAGACACUUGAGUCUACUUGAGUGUCCUCUGGUUCUGCUGAAUCAACAGUUACUAGUUAGGCACUUCGUGUCACCAGUGCCAUAGGAAAAUCCUGGUCUGAAAAUACUAGCCCUAAUGUUGAUCUGUUGAAGCGUAUUCCAGGUCUGGGUGAGGGGGCAAAAAGGGUAUUUGUAUAGACUGAGCUGCAGCCUACAAAGAGAGGCUGAUCUUCCCGCAGAGUCUCUAGGUUGCUGAAGAGGCACCCUUGUAAAGCGUCCCUCUGCUGUCUCUGAUCUUCCAAAGUACCUCAACGUGUGGUCCUGAAGCCUGGUAGUGUGAGUGCCCUUUUCCUCCUUUUUUCUGCAUAGGAAGCUUUGGACAAUUCUCAGAAGAAUCUGGUCAAUGAUGUAAAAUUCCUUAGGUCUCAUGCUUCUGUGUAUUCUGCUUUCAGAGUGCUUUCUUGCAAAGAUAACUUCUCAUGGGGAGGGAGCCAUCCUGUUGCUGUAUGAAAAUCCCCUCAAAAACUGGAAACAAACUAGACAGUACUGCAAGCAUGCAGUACUGGGCCAGAGAGAACUUGAUUUCUAGCCUGUUUCAGUGGUUUUAAAUGCUUGUAGCAAUCCAGAUGUUAAGUUUCUGAAUAUUUUGUGGUGGUCGUAUGUCACUUUUGGCCCAGACAGUGUUAGAAAUCGAGGCAGAGAAAGGUGAUGAUCUGCUAGCUGUCCAAAGAUAAGUGAUAGGAGAAAAAGCCAGAUUUUCUUAUUUGAUUUGAUUUUGUUGCCCUACUGGUUUAGACAUCAGAACUGAAAUGCAGGGUCAUGGUGAGAAAUGCAGGGAUUUCCCAUUGAAGUGCAGGAAUGGCUGUAUGCAGGAAAAUUCCAGGCUCCUCAUGGAGGUGUGUUGGCUGCACCCCGUUGUUCAAAUGGCAGAUACACCCCUGUGAUGGAUGGAAUUCAGUCUGGUCCACUGCACUUUGGUAGCUUUGUGAAUGGCUCACUCCGAUGAGACCCAGUGACAUGCAUGUUUUUAGACAGUUCUAUUGUUUCCAGUGUUUCUUAAUGAUUUCCCUCCCUUUCUCUUUCCUGCCCUCCAGAAUGGUUUGUUUGGGGUUCCCUCUUCUACCCCAAAUCAUCCAAGUCUUUACUGUAGCAAUAUCAUACUUGCAGAGAUGACCUCUGUCGAGCAGAAAUGGGCUUGCUAGCGUUUUGUUAAGCUAUCUUUGAGACAUUCAGUUUGCUUUGUUUUAAACUGGGUAGACCUUCGAGGCUGGCUCAGACUGUAGAACUGGGCAGAUGCCCUUGUACAUGUUUGCCUGAUGAGAUUACACGGAAACAGUCUGUUGCUGGGUGGAACAGACUCUGGUUUAUUUUGCAUUAAGCACUUGAAGGAGAGGAAAGAACACAACACAUAGACCUUCAGACUUUUCUUCCUGCUACUGACUUUUCAGUCAUGUGGGAUAUUUAGUGCUUCUGGUGAGUGUAGGAAGCAGCUAAUUUUACUGCUCAGCUCUUUUCAGUAGACUGCCAUGUUCAUUCGGGUGUCUUUGGGUAUUACAUUUUCAGUAUUCAUAAUCACAGGUAAUCAAAACAGUGAUUUAAUUAUGGGUUCAGUAAUACCCAGCUGGUAAGUACUAGGUAGCAAUCUCUCAGUAACAAUUGGGUGUUAUGUGAUGGACGUUUCUAAGGAAGCAGAAGCUACUUUGCAGGGUUGUCUUGAGCCUAGCAGUGAGGGUGGUGCUCACCCUCUUCACCGAACACCUUAUUCCUGGUAAUUCCUCUAGUUUUCUUCCUUGUACAGUCAAGUCAGCCAGGGAGAGUUACUAGUACUCUCCUUGGGUGCUUUCUGGGAUUGCUGUAAAGAAGUGAGUCCAUUUGUUUGGCUCCUUCAUCAGUGCUGCUGGUGUUAGUCCAAGGUGAGUAAAUUACCAAAGAAUAGUUAAUAGGUGUUUGUUCCUAGUCUCAGUUGUUAUUUUCCACAUAGAUCCAUUUUUAAGAUUCAUUGCCAGAAUGCUCUGUGAUCUUACUGGACUUUGUCCACAAAGGUUACAUUCACAUUGUGGGUGACUCUUGUGACUCCCUUAAUGAGGGGGACUCAUGAACUUCUUUAUGGGGAUAUAUUUGCUGCUUCCAUUUCAAGUCUUUGGCAGCUUUUUGUAUCUUAAGGAUUAAGAUACUUUUGUAUCAAGUUGUUGUUCUUCAGAAUUUCACUUGCUUUGUAUAUAGCUUGCAGCUGCAGUUAAUAGAUUGAAGUUAUGAUUCAGCUAUGUUGAGUAGUGUUUUGGUGUCUUUUAAUUUCUGCCCCUCAGCUGAGAGACGCUUAGCGAUGUCCCUCAGCUGGUGCCGAUGUGAAGUAAAGCAGGCUUGCCUAGACCCUUCAUGGAGGUCACCUGUUGUGUUUGUUUGCAAGAAACCAAGAACAGAGAAGCUGUCAGUCACUGCAUCUUGGCAAAGCAGCAGCAUCUUUCAGCAGACAGGUAGGAAUGCUGAGAUCUGUUUGUGGUGGUCUGAUACCCUAAUUUUCCAUAAAUCCACUUUUCAAGGUGUCUGAGGUUCUUAGAUUUUGUUGCAGUUACUGUUAUGACUCAAUUACAGAGCUUGGGUACAGCUUGUUCCUAGGAAUACUGUUGCAGAGCUGUGCGUGAUGCAGGCAGAGCUGAUCCUCUGGCCAGCUCAUGCUGAGCCCUGGAUGACUGUGUUGGCCAGGCACAUGCUCUCUACCUUAAAGCCGAGUGAAAAUCCCAGUGUGCCCUGCUGGCCAUCCCACAGUUAGAAUCCAUGAUGUGACCUCAACUUAAAAUGCAUUUCUGAGUGUUGUAGGGCCAUCCGUAACUUAUUUGAGUCUGUGAAGCACAGACACUAGGAAUUUGUGCAUGUUGCAGACAAGGGAUUGUGGAAAGGAGAAUACAGCCACAUCUUGCCUGAAGGGAUCUCCUGCGUAUGCUCUCCCUUGCCUCUGCAAGUGGGACUUUGUGUGGUGAGGGUGGGCAAGGGGGCAUAAGAGAAAAGGUAAAAGCCCAGCAGUGUUUGGUACUGCUGUCCAGCCUCCUCCUGUUCAUUGCUCAGGAGGUACUUGUGAAAGGGCUUAAUUGGAAACAGUUUCAGAGCAACCAAGUUGAUAUCACUGUCAUUCUUGUUUCUCCAUGAUAAUUUUCAAGGGUUUAAAUUAGAAAGUGUCUUUUUGCUUGUGAUGCUGUUUCUUUAUCAAAAUCCUGUGGUACUUGGCUAAUUAAAAGAAUGCUCUUUGACUGAAAGGAAUCUUCCCAAUUGAAAAUUGAAUGCCAUUUUCUAUUAUGUUACUGGGAGCAGUAUGGUCUAAGAAAGUCCACACAGAUCUAAAACAGGAUGCCAGGGUUGGCAGAGUUGGGAAAAUGUGGGCUGCCUGACUAUUUCUGUACCCAGAAAAAUACCAAGUGAAACACUUAACUGUAUACAAAUUCUGGUCAUUUGACUGAAACUGAGAGGGUGUGUAAAAGCCCCUUGCAACAUAGUGUGAUGUCUCUGUAGUCCUAGAUGUUGAUUCUUUGACCUUAGAAUAAAAAUCUAGGAGUAAAUACAUUGUUUUCUUAGGAACUGCUUUUCUAGAUUCCCUUAUUAAAAGGGAAAAUUCAGGUGCUGAAUCUUAAAAUCUCAUUAAACUUGUACUUUUUAUUUGCCCAUUUACCUGGUCUCCUUUCCUUUCCAAGGCCUCCCACAGUCUCAGGGUAUAAAUCACUAUGACUCAUCCAAAUAAUACUGAAAUGGUUGGACUAGAUGAUCUUCAAGGUCCUUUCCAACCUAGUUGAUUCUGUGAUUCUGUGAAAUGGACCAACCAGAGGUUAAUGUGCCUUCCUCUUCUGGUACCUUGAUCUUUGUUGUUAUCUCACAAACCUGUCACUGUCUUAGGGCUGGGUAUGUGCGUUGUCUUUUUCUAAGAUGUAUGUGUUGAAGUUGCAACAGGUUUGUACUGUUAACUUGUGACUUGUUCCAUGUGUUCUAGGAUGUGGUGUAGACACAAAUCAAUGCACUGGUUUGUCUUGGGAUCAGUCUUACCUGUGACAUCUAUCAGUGCUUGCUUGUAUGUUACUGUGUACACAAAUGCUGGAUCUUCCCCAUUGCCCGUGAUGUGUAUGAUACACCAGCUACACAAGGUGUUUUAAAAUGUGUGGUGAUCACAACUUGUUGCCUGAGGGUAGGAUGUUCUACAGUGAACUUUUCAAUGUUUUUUUUCCAAAUAUAUUUAAUAAGAUCCAAAGCCUUGGGAGGG
Molecule: messenger RNA, 7834 nt
Organism: Athene cunicularia (burrowing owl)
Lineage: Eukaryota; Metazoa; Chordata; Aves; Strigiformes; Strigidae
Gene: DCAF12
Product: DDB1 and CUL4 associated factor 12
Exons: 8
Coding region: 1-1386 (461 amino acids)
Cellular component (GO): Cul4-RING E3 ubiquitin ligase complex
Molecular function (GO): protein binding
Source: RefSeq, a predicted model, not a curated record